Messenger RNA from Gigantopelta aegis, 4635 nucleotides. RefSeq names its product phosphoenolpyruvate carboxykinase, cytosolic [GTP]-like. NCBI's taxonomy places the organism in Eukaryota, Metazoa, Mollusca, Gastropoda, Neomphalida, Peltospiridae. Gene Ontology annotation, biological process: cellular response to glucose stimulus; gluconeogenesis; response to starvation. Gene Ontology annotation, cellular component: mitochondrion; cytosol. The record is from RefSeq and is a predicted model, not a curated record. Gene Ontology annotation, molecular function: GTP binding; manganese ion binding; phosphoenolpyruvate carboxykinase (GTP) activity. The transcript has 9 exons. Bases 232 to 2187 code for a protein of 651 amino acids.
AACAGCUAAUAUUUAAAGAGAAUUACUCAUGACAUCAGCUCAAAUUUAAUUUGCUGUUGCAUAACACUAGUCUGUUGAAAGUAACUUAGAUUUAAAUAUCGAUCGUUUUGUGUGUUUGCGCAUUUAUUUUGUGCGCACUGUGGACUUUAUUUUGUCUUAGUGUAUUAGUCCGCUUUUGACCUGCAUUACUGCGGGUGUUUACCGGUCACUGACUCGCUUCCUCCGAUCAAAAUGGUUGGACUCUGGGGAUUCGUCAGGUUGUCAACACAGUUGUCAACACAGUUGCUUAAAGGGACAACAAAGUUGCCUAAAUCAGUACUGGUGCAGCCCAAGAGGUCUUUCAGAGUUAUCUAUGGUGAUCUAGAAAGACUGCCCCACAGAGUGCGCCACUAUGUGGAAGAAAACGCUCGACUGUGUCAGCCGGACUCUAUUCACAUCUGUGACGGGUCGGACAAAGAGAAUGAUUUGCUUAUGUACAUACUACAAAAAGAUGGCAUCUUGAAACGUCUUCCCAAGUACGACAACUGCUGGCUUUCAACGACUGACCCUGCAGAUGUAGCACGUGUUGAAAAGAAGACGUUCAUGUCGACAAAGCUGAAGCGUGACACGAUCCCAACACCGAAGCAUGGUGCAGACUGUCAGCUGGGCAACUGGAUGUCUCUCGAAGACAUGGACAACGCACUGAACAUGCGCUUUCCUGACUGUAUGAAAGGUCGCACUAUGUACGUGAUUCCGUUCAGCAUGGGCCCAGUCGGCUCUCCGCUCUCCAAGAUUGGCAUUGAGCUGACUGACUCCGCCUACGUCGUGGCCAGCAUGAGGGUCAUGACCCGGGUCGGGUCAAAGGUCCUCGGUGUCUUGAACGACGAAGAGUUUGUCAAAUGUCUGCACUCAGUUGGAAGCCCACUGCCAUUGUCUAGACCGAUCCACAACAACUGGCCGUGCAACCCACAGAACACAAUUAUCGCUCACAUUCCUCACCGUAAUGAGAUCUGCUCGUUUGGAAGUGGCUAUGGUGGAAACUCUCUGCUGGGCAAGAAGUGCUUUGCCCUGCGGCUUGGUUCGAUCCUUGCUAAGAAGGAAGGCUGGCUCGCGGAACACAUGCUGAUUCUUGGAAUUGAGAAUGAAAAAGGUCAGAAGAAAUACAUUGCAGCUGCGUUUCCGAGCGCUUGCGGCAAGACCAACCUGGCCAUGAUGAACUCGAGUCUGCCGGGAUACAAGAUCACGUGUGUGGGCGACGACAUCGCGUGGAUGAGAUUCGACAGCAGUGGAAAGCUGCGCGCCAUCAAUCCAGAGGCUGGAUUCUUUGGUGUGGCACCUGGUACUUCCAUGAAAACAAACCCCAAUGCAAUGAAAACUGUCAAGUCGAACACGAUCUUCACAAACGUGGCCCAAACCAGUGAUGGUGGCUUCUUCUGGGAAGGGAUGGAGGAUGAAAUCUCGAAGUCUGUGACCAUCGAGUCAUGGCUGGGAGACAAGAACUGGUCGAAAGAAGAUAGCGAAGGGAAGCCCGCAGCACAUCCCAACUCCAGGUUUUGUACCCCUGCUGCUCAAUGCCCCAUCAUGGACCCAGCCUGGGAGAGCACAGAGGGAGUCCCCAUUGAUGCCAUUAUUUUUGGUGGCCGAAGACCAAAAGGAGUCCCACUGGUGUACGAGGCCAUGAACUGGCAGCAUGGUGUCUUCAUGGGUGCAGCGAUGCGCUCCGAAUCGACCGCCGCAGCUGAGCACGCGGGCAAGGUGAUCAUGCAUGAUCCGUUCGCCAUGCGGCCGUUCUUCGGCUACAACUUCGGUGACUACCUCAAACACUGGCUCAGCUUCCAGGACAAGCCCAACCUCCAGCUGCCGAGAAUCUACCACGUGAACUGGUUCCGCAAGGAUGCCAACAACCACUUCAUCUGGCCCGGCUUCGGCGAGAAUGCGCGCGUCCUCGACUGGGUGUUCCGGCGCUGUGACGGAGAAGACUCCGCAGACAUGUCGGCCAUUGGUUAUGUUCCCAAACAAGGCACGCUCAACCUGUCCGGUCUCAAAGAGGAAGUCGAUCUAAAGGAACUCUUCAGUCUUCCUCCAGACUUCUGGCGGGAUGAGGUCGUCGCCAUUGGUAAAUACUUUGACGAACAGGUGAAUCAAGAUCUGCCGCCACAGAUACUUGAUGAGUUGGAGAAACUGAAGCAGCGUGUGGCGGCUUUGUAAUUGACUUGUAAUGCAAUAUACAAUUAUAGUGUUAGAAACACAAGAUGGUCAUCGAAAUACACCAGUAUUUUCGAAAUACACGUGUGUCUGAAAUACAUACAUCUUCUUUUUUUUCAAACGUUAAUACCUUGAUCUGGAUUUUCUGACAUUGGUGUUCCCCAACUAUACAGCUGUUGUGACAAUCUUUAUAGUAAUAAUUAUUUUAUACUGUAUUUUUAAUUGUUGAUGUGUAUAUUUAUAUAUUGUUUAUGUAUUGAUGUGUUUUUAUAAUGAAUAUUUUUAGGAUUUUAAGGUUUUAUCUCGUGUCUUUAAUCAUUACUGUAUUAUAGAGUUGUAUAUAUUAUUUGUUAAUAUAUUUGUCAGAGGUGAAUUAUUUGAGGUCAGUUUUUUAGUGCACUAAAACUUUAAGAAUUAAGUCAUUACAAAUGUAUUGACAAUUUUGGUGCAACAAAUUUUAGUUCAUUGUCAUAUUUUCCGAUGAUUAUAGUUCCUUUCAUUAAUCAUUAUUCAUGUCAUUAUAUGUAGUUCAGAAUUUAAGUAAUAUAUUUACUGGAAACUAGACAUUACUGAACUUUUUUUUAAAUUUGUAAAAAUUGUGUUUUGCCAAGCACAUACUCACAAAUUCACUGGUUUUCUAAGUGUCUAACCAUUUAUGGUAUAAUUGGUAGAAUUUGUAUCAGAUUACCAAAUAACACUUAUUAUAGUCUUAUCAGAAAUUUUAAAUGACUAGUAUCCAACUGAUAUGUUGUUCUACAUGAGAUCUACAUAUUGUUAUAAUUUUGGAGAUGUUUAUUUGUAACAUUCCAACUUUUAAGUACCAGUAUCGAGAAAAACAUAUAGCAAUGGGAUGAAUCAAAAAUGCAGACUUCAGUGUGAAGGGAGCCCCUAAACUCGGGACGUUUUUUCCAUUUGUUCUGAAGAGCGCUUGCAGUAAUAAUCUAUAAUUUAUGCUGUUAUAUUAGAUAUUUUAAUUGUGGGACUUGCACAUAAAAAUAAACAAUAAUACAUAAGUUAUCUUGUAAUUUAGUUGAAAGCAAAGGAGGAAAUAUCUCCCCCACCCCACCCCCACGAUGUCUCACUAAAUAUAUGUUACUAAUAACACUGAAGCACACUUGGCUUGUAAACUAUUUAGCACUUAUUUAGGAUCAUGAUGUAAAAUGAUAAGUUAACUUGUUUUCUGAUGAUAAUGUUUACUCAAAGGGUUACUAUCAGUUUUUGUCAGUUAAAAAACAAAUGUGAUUUUAAAUAUUGUGAAGACAUGCCACAAUACAAUAACACAAAACCAAUAAGUUAGCUAUUUAUUUCAUGCAUUCUACAAUUUAAUUUAAUUAGAAAUGCAUUGUUAGUUACAAUUAUCAUAUGAAAUAAUUUAACCUGGUGUCAGAAAAUUGGGUCAUCCAGCUACAGGGUGUUGAGUUAACAUUAUCUAGUCAUCUUCUUACUUUAAAAUGUAUGACUGUUUGACUUAAAGUUAUAGACGUGGUUUAUCAUUCUUCUUCCAAUGCAAAUGGAUGUGAAAUACCGGCCUGUACCACACAGCUGUUUAUAGCAGUGUGUUUAAGCCUUGCACAUAAAACCAGAUCCAUCUAGGACCGAACUAACCAAUGUUAAAGCUCUAUGCUGGCCAUACAGAUUGGUUCUAUAACUAGUUAAUAUGUGUGUGGAAGGUUGAGUAAAUAACAUACAUGGUUCUCUUCUGCUGAGUAAAUAACACACAUGCUUUAUUGUUGUGACUUGCAUAAUUAUAAAAGUUGUUAAAUGCGAAUUGGUUUAACUUAAUCUCUAAAAGAGAAGGACUAGACAUUUUGAAUUUUGCAAUCAUGUUCAACUGUGAUACGCCUAAGAAACAUAAUUCUAUUCUUAGCAUCGUGAAAUUUAAAUAUUUAUACAUUUCUCCCAUAUGUGUAUUUGUGUGUGUACUGUGUACAUAUAUUUUAUGAUGAUACCCAUGUAUAUGUGUAUAGUUAUGACUUCUGGAUUCACCAUUGGGUUUUAGUUUAUGGAAAUAUUAAUGCAUAUAUAUCUAAAGGGACUAGAUUGUUGUUAUAUGGCAGUGUGUGUGUUUUUAUGUAAUAUGUUUUGGUGGUUUUCUUAUCUUAAACUGUGUGUCCAAAGAAAUUUGAACCAUUUAUGAACAUGACUGAAUAACAACCGCCUGUAUAUAACAGACACUUGAGAAAUAUAAUAUUUGCAAAUAUUGACCUGUUGAUUUGCUAGACAACUUAGUGGUCAUUAUAGACGUGUUUGAUUGUAUUUGUAAAUUAGUGUUAUGACUAUAUUUUUAUGUUGUUGAUCUCGAAUGUGUGCACGUGUAUUCUGAUCAGAGUAUCAUUUGUUUGUAUCGAAAGGUGGGGUGGGCUGGGCUGGGGAGUAGGGAGCAAUUUGAAAAAGAUAUGAAAUGUUUUCUAUGAAAAUGCUAUUAAAGAGAAUAAAAGUUUAAAAAUUAAA